AAAAAAAGUUGAUACAUGUCCUUUUCAUCAAGACUGGGACAAAUCUAAAUCAAGUUAGUAGAUUUAAAAUGUUGCAUAAUGCAAAACUGCAACAGCUGAGCUGACUGACAUUGGUUAUACAAAAUGUCAGAGAGCUGCUUCCCCCAUAAAGCUGAUUUGAAACAAUGUGCAUUCAGAAAAGCUCUAUGAAAAUAAAUAAAUAAAUAAACAUGGUAUAAUGAGAAGUAAAUCUUUCCAUAGACUUUGGCCCUCACACUUUCAACACUUAAUUCAAAUUUGGUGUUUUAAAUGCAGUAACAUGUGAUUGCUGUUAUUUCAUACAGACUCUUGGCAACGUUUUAAAAAUGGCCACAAGUAUUGGAUUUGGUACUGAAGGACUGAAUUUGGUUUUGUUGGGAAAAAUGGGAGCUGGGAAAAGUUCAUCAGGAAACACGAUACUGGGACGACAAGCUUUCAUAUCAAGGAAAAGCUCCAGAUCUGUCACUCGUGAUGUUGCUGUUGAAUCUGGAACUGUUGGUGAACUUCCAGUCACUGUUUAUGACACACCAGGAUUAUUUGACACAGACAUGAGUGAAGAAGAGAUUCAGCAGAAAUAUGAAGAGGUUCUUCAGAGAUGUGAAUCUGGUCCCUGUGUGUUUCUGCUGGUCAUCAAAGCUGACAGAUUCACAGAAGAAGAGAGAAAAACUGUGGAGAAGAUUGAGGAGAUUCUGGGAGAAAAACGCAUGGAGAAAACCUGGAUUCUCUUCACCAGAGGAGACGAACUGGAGGAAGAAAACAUGACUAUAGAUGAAUUCAUUAAUGUGUCUGAACCACUGAAGAAACUCGUUCAGAAAUAUGAUCAGAGAUACCAUGUGUUCAACAACAAGAAGAAAAGAGGACAUACUGAACAAGUGAAAAUGCUGUUUAUAAAAAUAUUUAAGCCACACUUUGACAGAUUGGAAGGAGAAGUCCUAGAGGGACUGAAGUCAAAUCCACUGAGGAGAAGAAUACCAAACUACAUUGAACCAGCCACACCUGCUGACAGUCCCUCAUCCAGACGGAUUGUUCUUCUGGGUCAAAGUGGUGUUGGGAAAAGUGCAGCUGGAAACACAAUACUGGGGCGGAAAGAGUUUAUCUCUGUGAUGAGUGCGAGUUCAGUGACCCAUGAAUGUUCAGAUGUUCACGCCACUGUUUCAGGCAGAUCUGUGUCUGUAGUUGAUACUCCUGGAUUAUUUGACACAAAGAUGAAACCUGAAGAGUUAGCUGAGGAGAUAGCAAGAAGUGUUUAUUUAUCCAGUCCUGGACCGCACGCUUUUCUCAUUGUGUUUCCUGUGAAUAUGAGAUUCACUGAACGAGAGCAGCAGAUUCCUCAAAUGAUUGAGAUGAUGUUUGGUCAGGAGGUGUUAAAAUACUCCAUCAUUCUCUUCACUCAUGGAGAUCAACUAUAUGGAGCAUCUGUAGAGGAACUCAUUAGGGGGAACAGUCGAUUAAGAGAUCUAGUUCAGCAGUGUGGAGGCAGAUAUCACAUCUUCAACAAUAAAGAUCAGAAUAACAGAGAGCAGGUGAAUGAUCUACUGCAGAAGAUUGACACAAUGAUAGAGCAGAAUGGAGGAGGACACUACAGUAAUCAGAUGUUUGAAGAUGCUCAGAGAUUCAGACAAGAGGAAGAAGAGAGGAAACAGAGAGAGGAAGAGGAGAGAAAACAACAAGAAGAGAAAGAAAUACAAGAGGAGAUUGAGAGAGUGAGAAAAGAGACAGAGGAGAGAAUCAGAGCAGAGAUACAGAGUGAGGAAGAACGGAGAAAACAAGCAGAGGAACAAAGAAAAGAGUUUGAGAGAGAGAUGAAGAAGGCAGAGGAGAGAAUCAGAGCAGAGAUUGAGAAAGAGGAAAGAAUUAGACCAUGGUUUAAAAGGUCUCAUUUUUGGGUUAAGGUUGGAGCUAUUACUGGAGCUAUUAUUGCUGCCCCUGUUGUUGCUGCUGCUGCUGUUGUUGCUGCACCUGCUAUUGGUGUUGGAGCUGUUGUUGCUGCUGCUACUGCUGGAACUGCUGCUGCUGCUGGAGCUACUGCUGGAGCUGCUGCUGGAGCUAUUUAUGGAGCUGCUGUUGAUGAAGCUAUUGCCAGAGCUCAUGAUGCUCAGAGGGAGCAGAGAAAGGAAGAGGAGAGAAAACAAAAGGAGAAAAAUAAAGAUGUCCUUGAAAGAAAGUAAGAAGUUUACAGUAAAAAGUUCAACAGAAGAACGAAAGAGAAGAUGCAGACAUGGAAGAGUGGAAGAGCAAGCAUUAACAGCACUGCUACAGUACAGUCUUUGUUGGUUGAUAAAAUGAGCCUGAGAAAAGCACUUCUCUCCUUAAGAUAGUGUUUUCUGGGAUGAUCUUCAUCAUCCUCGUCAUCCUCACUGCUGUGUUCCAGCUGGAGAUCUCAAGAACAGUACUGUAUAAAGCACUGUAAUACACCAGAACAGCUGGAAAUUAACAUUUCCACAUCCAGCUGGUGAGAUGCACUGGAUCAGCAGUAGUCAGAGCAGAACCUGCAUGCAUUUUAACCUGUGUCUAUCGGUGCUGUUCAGCACUUAAACAUCUAAACGUGAUGUUUGUCAGUGUGUCAGGCUGCUUGAUGCAGAAGAGUAGAAGUCAAGUACACAGAAAGUAAGGGAGGAAAGCAGACACAUGCAUCUCAAGCUAAAACAACAAAUUGGACCUGCAUGGCUUCAGGACACAAAAUGAACACUGUCUUCAUCAGUGCAAGAAAGAAUUGUUCAGGAUUUAGUAUUGUUGUGAGUUGCUGAAUUCCUUUGCAACAAAGCAGUCAUUGCUUUAAAUUAAAUUUUGUUAAAUAAUUAGUCUUGUCUGAAUUGUUUUGUUUGUUUCUGUGUUCAGUCCUGGAUUGUACUCUAUGCUUUCUGGUUUGUUAUUUAAUCAAAGAAGAGUUUAAGGAGAAAAUGUGUUGAAAGAACAUGAGAAAAGUUUACAACUCUCUGGUCUAAAGAAUAAUAAAGCGACACACAAACUUUACAGCCUCCAACCAUCUGCACACAAAUGUGGCCCGUCAUGAUUUUCAGUUUCACCGUCCUCAUUCUUACUAACAAUGCUUUUUGUUUUUAGAGUUUACUGAACUCAAAUAAUGCUUAGACUAAUGGUUUCUUAUUGCAAAACUGAAAAAAGCCUUGUCAUCACUUGAGUUCUGUGAACAAUGAAAAUUUAUCAGAAUAAUAUGGAAAAUGCUGAUACAACUUAGAGUAUGACAUUAAAUACAAAAGAAACCAAUAUGAUCCUUUUCAAUUUUUGCAACAAAUACCUUGUUAAUCAGCCUAUUACAGUUAUUC
Molecule: messenger RNA, 3302 nt
Organism: Megalobrama amblycephala (Wuchang bream)
Lineage: Eukaryota; Metazoa; Chordata; Actinopteri; Cypriniformes; Xenocyprididae
Product: GTPase IMAP family member 8
Exons: 5
Coding region: 345-2186 (613 amino acids)
Molecular function (GO): GTP binding
Source: RefSeq, a predicted model, not a curated record